AGGCCCCGGUAGGCAGUGGCCCAUUUACAUCCUAACUGCAGCGGUGGCAGGUGGUUGGUCGAAUCUCCGAUCUCAUGUUUCACUGUCACCGCCUGAGAGCAAUUCUCUCCCUCAAGGCUAUCUCCGAAUUGCCACAAACCCCAGAAUGUUACCCUUUUCUGAAACCCCACAAAUCACCAAUCUUUCUCAACCUCUUGUCGACCACUUCAGAUCAACAACCAUCAUCAUUCACCAUAUCCUACCUCACAAACAAUUGUGGUUUGUCACUUGAAACUGCUCGCAAAGCAUACAAGCGCGUUCGUUUCGACACAUCCCUGAAGCCCGAUUCAGUCAUCGCCUUCUUCAGAAACCACGGUUUCUCCAUCUCCCAAAUACACAGCAUCAUUGGUAGGGUACCUGAGCUACUUGCAUGCGACCCCAACAAAAGGGUUUUGCCCAAGUUUGAAUUUUUAGCCUCCAAAGGUGCUUCUUCCUCUGACAUCGUUCUCAUGGUCACUAAGAGCCCAGAUUUCCUGCGUAAAAGCCUCGAGAAUCACAUAACCCCUGCCUUUGAAUUGGCAAGGAGAUUCUUUCCAUCUGAUGAAAGAUUCAUUGCUAGUGUAAUUGGUUAUCCCACUUUCCUUAGUGAUGCUCGUGUGGAACCAAACGUGAAAUUGUUGCUUGAUGUUGGAGUGACACACUCCAACAUUUACCAUUUGCUUCGUACUAGGCCUUCUAUACUAUGCUCCUCUGAUUUGAAGAAGGCCGUUGAGGAAGUUAAGGGAUUGGGAUUUGAUCCUUCCAAAUCGAGUUUUAGUGUAGCAUUAUUGGCCAAAAGGGCUAUUACCAAAUCCCAGUGGGAUGCCAAAGUUGAUGCCUUUAAGAAUUGGGGUUGGUCCGAAGAUGCAAUUUCCCAUGCAUUUAGGAAGCAUCCUAACUUUAUGCUACGGUCUGCGGACAAAAUCAAUGCAGUGAUCAGUUUUUGGGUUGAUCAGCUUGGUUGGGAUCCUUCAGUGCUUCUUGCAUCACCAAAUCUUUUUGGAUUUAGUUUGGAGAAAAGGUUUAUUCCAAGGGCUUCAGUUAUCCAGUAUCUUCUCUCCAAAGAUAUGAUAAAGAAGGAUGCUAGCUUGGCUACACCAUUUGUAUUGUCUGAUAAGUUGUUCCUGCAGAAGUUUGUGAAAUGUUUUGAGGAAGAGGAAGCAUCUAGGCUAUUAAGGCUAUAUCAGGGAGAAUGUUAGCAUCUGUCAGUUGGUUGAUUUAUGAAUAUAGAUUUUGGUGUAAACCAGGCAUAUUAUGUUUCUUCAUCUCAUUCUAUUAUUUGUUCCCUUUCUGUUCCUGUCGAAAUCUGAAUUUCUCUACUGGUUUGAUUGUUUCCUUUACUCAGCUGGAACCUUUUUUUUAAGUCACGGUUCUGAUCUAUACCAUUAACUUGAUAUUUUAUACUAGGUUGUCAGUAGCAGCCCGUAGCGCCGCUAAACCGCUACCGUAGCGGGUAGCGGCGGUCGGCCGCUAUAAACUGCGACGCUACGCAACUUUGGCCGUAGCGGAAGGUAGCGGCGUAGCGUAGCGUCAAUAUUGCUACCCGUUACACCGCUACACCACUCCCAUGUUGGAGUUUGAUGGAGAAUCCGGAGAUGAUGAUGAUUUUCUUCAUUAGUUCACUUCUUGUACUUGACUAUUUGACAAUUUUAUUGUUCAUUUGUGUUUAAUUUUGGAUCCUUCUUUUAUGUUCCUUGUAUUUGACAUUGAUUAUGAAUAAUGUGUUUGAUUUUGUGUGACUUCUUAUGUUUGAGCAUUAAUACUAAAAGCAGUAUUGCCUCGUAUCUUGACUGUUAGUAUAAUAUAUGUGGAACUAAUACUUCACCGUAGCGGCAAUACCGCUACCCGCUACACCGCUAUACCAUUUUCGGGGUCGGCCGCUACCGGCCGCUAACUGCUAUUGACAACUAUGAUUUUUAUAAGUAAUUGAUCCUAG
Molecule: messenger RNA, 1954 nt
Organism: Gastrolobium bilobum
Lineage: Eukaryota; Viridiplantae; Streptophyta; Magnoliopsida; Fabales; Fabaceae
Exons: 1
Coding region: 75-1217 (380 amino acids)
Biological process (GO): regulation of DNA-templated transcription; chloroplast organization
Cellular component (GO): chloroplast
Molecular function (GO): double-stranded DNA binding
Source: RefSeq, a predicted model, not a curated record